This is a messenger RNA of Zasmidium cellare ATCC 36951, 1719 nucleotides long. RefSeq lists its product as uncharacterized. Bases 1 to 1719 code for a protein of 572 amino acids. The record is from RefSeq and is a predicted model, not a curated record. The transcript has 3 exons. Lineage: Eukaryota; Fungi; Ascomycota; Dothideomycetes; Mycosphaerellales; Mycosphaerellaceae. Gene Ontology annotation, molecular function: zinc ion binding; DNA-binding transcription factor activity, RNA polymerase II-specific. Gene Ontology annotation, biological process: regulation of DNA-templated transcription.
AUGACCGUGCCAGUGGUGAGGAAGCGCGCAAAGCACUCCAAGACCCGCUCUGGAUGCCGGACCUGCAGGCAGCGCCACGUCAAGUGUGACGAGACCCGUCCGGUCUGCAAUGCGUGCUCCAGCAGUAACCGGGUCUGCGGCGGCUACGACUUUGUGCCUCUGCCGUCUGCGUCCUACAGGCCGAGACGAAUCGUUGCGGCCAUCGAAAAGGGGCCCGUCAUCGCCAGUAUUGAGCUGACGCCGUUUGAGAGCGCCGCCUUCGACUACUUCCGUCUCUUCACAGUCAACCAGCUGCCGCAAAAGCUAUGGUGGCAGCAUGUCGUCCUCGAUCUCGGCCGAUCAGAGCCUGCGCUGGCCCAUGCUGCUACUGCUUUGGGCUCGAUGCACAGAUCUCUUACGCUCUCUUCCCAACCUUGCAUUGACAAGUCUCAGCAUGAGUUCGCUACUGGCCAGUAUAGCAAAGCAAUGCGUCUCAUGCGGCAGUACAUCGAGCGAGGCCAGAAGAGUGAUAAUCAGCUUCGAGAGAAUGAGGUCGUCAUUGUGUUGCUCACUUCUCUCCUAUUCUUCUGCCUCGAGGCUUAUAUGGGGCGGGAUGAGCAGUCGACCAUGCAUUUGCGGACUGGUCUCAAGAUCCUCUACGAGCAUGUGCAGGGUGAUAGUAGUCCCGCCACUGAGAGCGACGACGACAAGGUGAUCACAACGACGACCUCCAUGCGAAGCUACUUGGAUGCAUUGAAGUACACUUUCGUACUAAUGGAUUCUGACCUCAACAUGGUCGAUGAGGAAGAACCAUACCUUCAAACACUUUGCCUGGACAGAUUGCCACUUGCCUUUCAAAACGUCCAGUCAGCCCAUAUCCAUCUUGACUACGUAGCAACUCGAGCGAACCUGGUCUGGCGAGAACUUCUCACCAUCUGCGAAGGCUAUCUUGAGGACAACGCUGACCUGUGCGUUGGUUUGGAUGACGAGACGUCCGACUUCUUCCUUGGUUGCAUCUCUCGAAUCGUGCCUAUUGAAUCUGACGAUGGCUUCUUGACGAGCUAUCAGUCGAUGCGGCAGGACCUUCGCAACUGGCUGAAUGCGUGGGCGACGGUUUCGCAGGAUCAGAACAACAUGACCGACCAUCUCCUCUGCCAGAUCUUCUUCUUCUACGUCUGGUAUCGGGUCGAGACAUGGCGAGAUGCAACCGAGAUGCUGGCGGAUCGCUUCGAAGAACAGUUCGCACACAUCACCAACCUUGCCGAAAAGUAUCUCAAUCUCCAUCAGACCUCGUCGCAGUACAUUUCCAGCGGCUCGUCCGGCAAGACGUUCAGCACGCCGCCUCUGUUCAGUUUCGGGACUGGUUUCGUGACUGCGAUGAUGGUCAUCGCUAUCAAGUGUCGUAUAUCUUCCAUUCGACGUCGCUGCAUUGCCAUCAUUCGGCAAAUCAACCUCCAAGGUGUCUUUGACAGUGCGUACCUUGCUGCAUAUCUCGAGGCGAUUGCAGAUCUAGAAGAGCGGCGGGCCAGAAAGAUAUGUGGAUAUCCCGAGGACAAGACCGCCUUCGAGAUGGACGAUAUCCCCGAAGAAGCACGCCUCUUCGAGCCCAUGAUGCUUCCUGGUAGACACCUCAACCAGACUGCCUUCUACACUUCAGACAAAGGAAGUAUGGUCUUUGCCGAGCUCCUUGACGGACCAGGCAGCACAUUGAUUAUUCGAAGCCACGCCUUUUCUCGAUGA